Molecule: messenger RNA, 2904 nt
Organism: Fundulus heteroclitus (mummichog)
Lineage: Eukaryota; Metazoa; Chordata; Actinopteri; Cyprinodontiformes; Fundulidae
Product: deleted in malignant brain tumors 1 protein
Exons: 6
Coding region: 160-1518 (452 amino acids)
Cellular component (GO): membrane
Source: RefSeq, a predicted model, not a curated record
UGUGACGUCCUAACAGAGAGAGGCGUACCGGUUUGCUGCAGAGUGUAAUGUGCCUGGUAAGCGUAGGGGAAAAUAAUGUGAGAUAGAUGUUUUAUUUCAGUUCAGUUUUUGUUCCUUUGACAGCUUUAAACUGCACGGAGUAUCGUUGGUGUCUCAGUGAUGGGGCACACUCGAUGGAGAAACUUCCUCUUUUUUCAGGCUGUUGCUGCCCAUAUUUGUGCCUCACUUUCUGCUGCUUCAGUUUCUAUUACGUUUGAAAGCGGACAUGCUACUAAGUGCUAUGGAAGAGUUCAAAUCGACAACGGCAGCAUUUUGGAAAGAUUCUGCGAUGACAGAUGGGACUUCAACAUUAGUCAAGUGCUCUGCAGGGAGUCCAACUGCGGGAAUGCGCUGAAGCCCCAGGUGGAACCCAAGUCCAAGACACCUGAUUUCAGCUGUAAGGGAGAUGAAAGCUCCUUUGGUAACUGCAAGCGCACAGAAAAUAAGACUCAGCAAUGUGAAACAAAGGCAUAUGUUGUCUGUUCAGGCACACUUUCACAGCCCCGUAUCUCACUGGAGCUUCCUAAUGGGACCGUGGUUGAAUCAGGACAGGCAGAAAUCCCCAGGGGUUCCAGCUUUGUCUUCAGUUGCUCAGUUGCUAGUUCAACGCUGAACUCAGUUCACUUCCAUCUGAGACACAAUGGCACAACUACCGAAACAUCCCCGCCAACAAACAGCAUCUCAGUGCCGUUUGGCUUCCCUGUUGCUGAUUAUAAACAUGAUGGCAACUAUAGCUGUAUGUAUACGGUGCAACUGCAUAGAAACUACAUGCUUAGUGAGACAGGAUGGAUUCAAGUCAUCAUUACUGAACCAUGGUGGAUGGUGCUGCUGUACGUAUUGCCCGCUGGGAUCCUGGGUCUCCUUGUGGUUUUGCUGGUCGUCUGCCUCACCUGCAGGAGAAGACGACGAGUCGUGAAGCUGAGGACUGCGGUCCUGAAUCAAAUGUCUGAUAGAAACAGCUACAUAGAUGAGGACGAUGAAGAGGACGAGAUGGACUAUGUAAAUGUUGAUCCAGCAAACACCAAAAGCCAGAGAGUCAACGAAGCAGGGGAAGAGGUAAAUGGUUCAGAUGACGUGCCAAACAAGGGCUCUGGUGCCACAGUGCGCAACAUAAGAAAACAAAAGGAUGAAGAGGACAGCUCUGAUGAUGACUAUUUAGAGCCUAACAUGGUCUCUGGACUUUUACAGAGCAAUGCAAAGGAACAGAGGGAUGAAGACAGCUAUGAUGAUGAACACGACUAUGAAGAACCUAACGACGGUCCUGGUGCUGCAGUGAGCAGCACUAAAGAACAGAGGGAUGAAGAGGACACGGAUGAUGAGCACGACUAUGUACAGCCUAAUGAGGGUUUUGUUGCAGGGAGCAACAGAGAAGAAGAGACAUAUGAUGAGAGCAGCACCGAUGAUGAGCAAGACUAUGUCAACAUGGUAGAACAAAUAGUGGACAUUUAUGGAGAAAACUAUAUUUAUCAAAACCUUUAGACAUGAGCCCGAAGAAAUUCCACCACGUACCUCAAUCACACUUUGUCCUAAAAUACAUUUAGUUGCUACAGUCAAGUACUGUCACUCUCGUGUUUAUUAGUGUCGAUCACUACAGACACCUCUGCCUUUUUGGAAACAACCGAACUCUGAGUUUGGAGGGCUCCAAAUCCACCCACAAAUGAAAUCCUUACUCUGUUUGUGAAAUGUCAGAAGGGAACUGCCAUUGGGACCAACUUGGAAUUAGACAAGCACAAGAGCUUCAAUGUACGGACUUCUCAAAACGGGACUAAGUUAUUACAUGGACUGUAGAAUCUGUUUCACAGUUUGUGAUGUGCACAACAGUUAUGUGAACAAAAAUCAGGGUAUUCAGUAUUAAGAACAAUAUCAUCUGGCAAACUGGAUGUAUUGGUACACCUCUGGUAGCCACACAUCCUUCUGAUAUAGUCCUAUUACAAAAAAGGGAAUAACCCUAUUGUGAUUACAUUGGCAGCCAUGUUCCUCUACUACAGUUAUUAUUCAUAAAUGGUAGGGACUUUCUGUUUGAGUACUGCUCUUUUUGUGUCAGAUAAAUGCCUUUAACAUUAGGUACCUGCUGGGGAAGGCAAUGAAAGAAGUCUGUUAUUUAUUAAUGUUUCAUUCUUUAGUACUUCAGUGUUGGCAGGCAUUAAAUGAUGUUAGCAUGCCAUGUUGCAUAAAUGUUAAGAUCUUUGUAGAACGGGGAGUAGGCAUGCAUUUGUUAUGACAAUUUUUAGAUGAAGCUUUUCAAUUUUUUUAAUUCAUCUGAACAGGUUUAUUUCUGAUUGAUGACAAUACCAAUUGCAUCAUCCUUUGUUGUUAUUUUUUUCCAGUCAGAAGAAAAAGGAGUUCCAAACAAAUAAGGUAUAAAACUUGCACUUGGCUAAACAAUAUAUUAAAAAACUUUAUUUUGAUAUUAUGUUUAUUUAGCUAAAAUUAACUUUUUUCCCCGUUAUAUAUUUGCUUCAAGCUGAAGUCUCUGAAGAAGACAAAAAAAAAAAACUGUUGCAAGCACCAUUUUGCGGCUGUGGAAAUCUCUGUUUAGGAUAAAGGAUUGUUAUAGUUGUGAGAACUGAACUCAGCUUGAAUAGUUGUGGGAUCGACAUCGAUUUUGAAAAUUGUUUUGUGUACCAAAAAGCCAAGCAAACAUUUUAAAAUCCAAAUAGUUUUCUGUUAGCAUCGGUCAAAGAGGAACUACAGCUGCUUUUUUUUUUACUGCUUCUUCUACCAAACCAAAAUACGGCCUCUUCGGUUAACGUGUCACUUUUGGCACUGUAGAAAAUUGUCUCACUGGCUAUAAAAGAAUUCCCUCAGUGACGACUAAAGAUACGCAGAUUUGCAGUUGCAUAGUGAUGUUGUUUUGAGAAAAAA